Cajanus cajan (pigeon pea) is the source of this 767-nucleotide messenger RNA. NCBI's taxonomy places the organism in Eukaryota, Viridiplantae, Streptophyta, Magnoliopsida, Fabales, Fabaceae. The record is from RefSeq and is a predicted model, not a curated record.
GCGCCGGUGUUAAAAAAGUAUCCUGCAAAGAUGAGUUGUAUGGCUCUGUGAUUUUUUCCAAAAUCGAUUUGAGAUCCGGUUACAAUCAGGUGAGGAUGGAUCCUAUUGAUAUCCAUAAAACUGCUUUUAAAACACAUAGUGGCCAUUUUGAGUAUUUGGUAAUGCCUUUUGGCCUCACCAAUGCUCCUGCCACUUUUCAGGGAUUGAUGAAUGAGAUGCUUCUGAUCAGGAUAUUUGGCAACCAGCUCUUGUUUCUUAUUGGUUUAAGUUAUACUAAUCCGACUUAUGCUGCUGCUGUACAGCCAGCCAUUCCAGUGUUUACAUUUCUGUUUACUGUAAUUAUGGGGAUAGAAAGAGUGAACUUGCUCAGAUAUGAAGGUCUGGCAAAGGUUGGAGGAACUAUUGUCUGUGUUUCUGGUGCCAUAUUGAUGGUUUUUUAUCGUGGUCCAGCUUUGAUAGGAGAUGAAGAAAUGCAGAAUGUUGCACAAAUUAAAAUAAGUGCUAGAGGUCAGCAAGAGGCUUCUGGAUGGUUAAUCAAUAGUUUAAACAAUCUUGGAUUAGACAAUUUUCAACUUGGGGUUAUAUUCUUGAUAGGGAACACCUGCUGCAUGGCUGCUUUUCUAGCCAUUCAGUUACUUGGGCAUCUUAUAGAGAAAAACAGGCAACUUUGGGAGUUACUCCUCAUGCCUCUUCUGUCUCUGAACCACUUAUUCAUGAAAAAAGUUCAGACUAGGGAGGUCACAUUUCUUCGGAUUCAGAUUCUCUGA